Messenger RNA from Artibeus jamaicensis (Jamaican fruit-eating bat), 1609 nucleotides. It is a transcript of the gene NDUFV3, whose product is annotated as NADH:ubiquinone oxidoreductase subunit V3. Lineage: Eukaryota; Metazoa; Chordata; Mammalia; Chiroptera; Phyllostomidae. Gene Ontology annotation, biological process: mitochondrial ATP synthesis coupled electron transport. The transcript is spliced from 4 exons. The record is from RefSeq and is a predicted model, not a curated record. Bases 109 to 1536 code for a protein of 475 amino acids. Gene Ontology annotation, cellular component: mitochondrion.
UUCAAGGGGCGGGCUUUCAGGCGGCGGUGCGCGCUCAGGGGUGGCUUCGGUCGGGUUGCGAGCCUCUCCAGGACCGCCCCUCGCCCUGCCAGCCUCCGAGUCACCGUGAUGGCUGCCUUCCUUCUGUUCCGGCAAGGACGAGCUAGGGCGCUGAAGACUAUGCUCCUAGAAGGACAAGUGUUUCCAGGACUUGGUCCUACAGCUUCUCUCUCUGCAGAAUCCGGAAAGAGUGACAAAGGACUGCCACCAAAUUCCAAGAAGCAAAGUUCACCAAAAAAUGUAGUGGACCCAAAGGAGAGGGGCAAGCUACUAACUACCCCAACAGCAGCCGAAUUGUCUAAAAACCUAACUUCACCCAGUUCUUACUCAUCAGUUGUGACUCGAGGUGGGACAGUAGCUGGCCCUCGCCCUGCUGACGACGUGCUGUUCACAGACAAAGGGGUCCCAAAGGUUUUGUCAAGGAAGACCUUGGUAGCACUUCCUCAGAAGGGCCCGUCUCUGCUCAGAAGCCAGGGCGCCCAUGCAGGCGCCCCUCAGGAGAGUGGGGGAGUGACAGGCAGUUCGUCGUCAUCGUCGUCUUCGUCUUCUUCAUCUUCAUCCAGCUCCUCCGACUCAGGGUCUGACGACGAGGCCGAUGGCUCAGCAGCGGGUUCACCAGUGAUGAGCAAAGGCAGAGGGGGGGCACCCAAACCAGGGGCCUCCCGCUCCUUUGAAAAUAGGGCCCCCAAGACUCCGGUAUCAGCAAGAGAGACGGCCUGGUCCCCACAGCCACGUCAGGACCUCGCCUCUCCAGAGGGGCCCCAUCAGGCAAAGAAGAAAGGGGCCUCCAUUAAGCCAUUAAAGGUCAGAAAAGACGAACCAAAACCCACGUUAUCCAAGUCACAGGUAGAUAAAGAGGUUUUGAAGGGGAAAAAAAUGCAGCAAAUAUUUAGCUCAGAUAAAAUAGAUAAGGAAAGCCAAAGGCCGCCUGAAGUUACACAUACCUCACCCGACCCUGCAAAGUCAAGAGUGUCAGCACAGCCGAGUGGGGGCAGAGUGCCCACGCGACUGACAGAAGGCACAGCCAUGGGAGGGCAGCUACAAGCAGCUCCUCCCGAGACCCGAGGAAGGCGGUUGGAGAAGCAAGGACCAGAGCCCACCAGGGCGGUGGCUUCUUCCCCGUUCAAAAAAGAAAACUUGGGGAAGCAGGUGAUAGAAGGAAUCUCAAAGGCAAAUGGAGAGGUUUCGGAAGAGCAGGGACCAACAACAAAUUCGAAGUCAGUUCCCAUUCAGAAUACAGCCGUGUUUGAUAAGACAGCAGAACUAAAGCUUGAAGCACAGGGCGGCAUCGCCGAAGACGCAGUGACCCAGGCAGGCGGCCAGGACCACGCACAGGAGCCCGUGCAGGCUGCCGCCCCCGAGCCGUUCGACAACACCUCCUACAAGAACCUGCAGCACCACGACUACACCGCGUACACCUUCUUAGACCUGAACCUGGACCUCUCCAGAUUCAGGAUGCCCCAGCCCUCCUCCGGACGGGAGUCGCCUCGCCACUGAGAGCUUGGUUUAGCGAUUGCGCGUACGUUGUCUGCUGUGUUCUGGGCUGCGAAAUAAAGUGCUCAGGUCCCGA